This is a messenger RNA of Parathielavia appendiculata, 1164 nucleotides long. RefSeq lists its product as uncharacterized. NCBI's taxonomy places the organism in Eukaryota, Fungi, Ascomycota, Sordariomycetes, Sordariales, Chaetomiaceae. The record is from RefSeq and is a predicted model, not a curated record. Bases 1 to 1164 code for a protein of 387 amino acids. The transcript has 3 exons.
AUGUUGGGGAUCAAUCUGCGAUCGCCGCCGUCCCGGCCGCCUCCUCCUUACGAUCCCCUCGUCGAAGCAUGGCUAGAUUCCCUGCCACUGCCGGCAGCAAGACCCUCUCUGAAGGAGCUACGGCAGUGGAGACUGACCAACUAUCACGGCCUCGGCAGGAGUGUUUUUGUCACUUGCCUCAUCCUCAGAGGUAUUUCCUUGGCGGUCGCGCUCUCGGUCACGGCCAUCAUCGCGGGCGUCGCCGCCGGGCGACCAGGUCCAUUGUACGCCCGCGACCGGCUUGUGCCUGUCCUUGUGGUGUGUCCCGUAAUCACGCUCUGGACCUCGGCCGAGCUCGUUGCCGCGUGGCUCCUCCGAGAUGGCGGAAUCCCAACUAACAUCCACCUGCUCGUUGACGGCGUGAUCUUCCUUGGGGUGGCCACCGCGACGGGCAUGCUACUGGUGGAUCUCAUCUGCGGCCUGGUCGACUAUCCCUCGACCUUCGGCUCGGCAUCUGACGAGAUAGCCAGUGUAUGCCUCAUGGUAGUCCUAAUGGUCAUCCAGUCAUUUCUUCUGUUCUUCUUCAUUUGCAACUACGUGGACGGCGCACGGAAGAGAUCAAGAGCGGUGGCAGGUGGCUUGAGGACUCCACCAUACGCGAACAUUACCGCUCCACGGCCCGACAUCAGGGAAUCAGCAGCCGCGGCAGGACCGCCAUUAGCAUUCCCCGAGCGCUUAAAGCUUGGAAAAAUCACCACGACCAUAACAUUAGAAGAGUUUGAUCCGGAACCGUCCCAGAGGAGGCCCGCUUCUGGGUCUUCAUUGCAUCACAAGUCGCCGGCCGCUGCCUUGGAGUGCUCGACGCUGGCGUUGGCCAUGUCCGGGUUGUGGGAUGAGCGGCCAUUUCAUCAAGCAAGUCCCCUACAAAGACACGGCGAAGCCGACAGCGCGAAAGCAGAUCAAAUCCCGCAGUCGGGACACCUAUUGGGGGCGAGCGGCAUGGAUCAAGGAUGGACGCCUCAGCGGCAUUACAGGACAGCUACGGGGAGGACUAGGGUCGGAGACGAGGAAGCCAGGCAAGCGGGCGAUGUCGAUGGCACCUCAGGGCCGCAGCGACCCCUCUCCAACACACAGCUGGAUGGGUUGCGUUACUUAGGGGGUGAAGGCUCACGGCGUUUUCGAUAG